This is a messenger RNA of Candidozyma duobushaemuli, 1500 nucleotides long. RefSeq names its product Taf60p (gene TAF60). Gene Ontology annotation, molecular function: protein heterodimerization activity; transcription coactivator activity; RNA polymerase II general transcription initiation factor activity. Bases 1 to 1500 code for a protein of 499 amino acids. Gene Ontology annotation, cellular component: SLIK (SAGA-like) complex; SAGA complex; transcription factor TFIID complex. Gene Ontology annotation, biological process: RNA polymerase II preinitiation complex assembly; transcription initiation at RNA polymerase II promoter. Lineage: Eukaryota; Fungi; Ascomycota; Pichiomycetes; Serinales; Metschnikowiaceae. The transcript has a single exon. The record is from RefSeq and is a predicted model, not a curated record.
AUGGACUCAGCAGCCAAAAUCCCGAUUUCACAUACCUUGUGGUCCCCUCAUGAUACGGUAAAGGAUGCAGCUGACCAAUUAGGUAUCACUCUCCCAGAUGAUGCUGCAAAGAACUUGGCUAUGGAUGUCGAGUACAGAAUCCAUGAAAUUCUAGAGACCGCCAUCAAGUUCAUGCGCCAUUCCAAAAGAAAGUUACUCGCCACAAGCGAUAUCAACAAUGCACUCAAAGUGCUCAAUAUCGAACCACUUUUCGGUUAUGACCAGUCUCAGCCUCUAGUGUUCAAGGAGGCCCUUUCUGGAGCAGGCGGUCAAACAUUAUACUACAUUGAUGACAAUGAGAUUGAAUUCGAAAAGUUGAUCAAUCAGGAACUUCCAAAAGUUCCACGUCAGACUACCUUCACUGCUCACUGGUUGGCUAUCGAGGGUGUACAGCCAAUGAUCCCACAGAAUCCAUUGGUCUCAGAAAUCAAGAGUUUACCCUCUGUGGUUAGAGGUGCCACAUCUUCUGUAUUUGGAAAUGACUUUCUACUAUCAUCUGCGCCCAGCUCAAGCACUGCGGAAGACUCCAAAGAUCCUAACGCCAGACAGAAGACUAAGAAGGGAGAUAAGGACGUGGAGGUCAAGCCUUUGGUUAAACAUGUGCUUCUGAAGGAGCUCAAGCUCUACUUCGACAAGAUUGUCGAGGUGCUCAUAUCAACUGAUCCUGAGAAGGAGACAUUCAAGGAUGCGGCAUUGAAUUCUUUGAGGACAGAUCCUGGUUUACAUCAACUUGUGCCAUACUUCAUCCAGUUCGUGGCCGAGCAGGUCACCAACCAGUUGAGAAAUAUCGAGCUUUUAAUUACUUUGCUUGAAGUUAUUUCCGCUCUUUGUGACAAUAAGACCAUCUUUUUGGAUCCUUACGUUCAUGCUCUCAUGCCUUGCAUCCUCACACUCUUGCUAGCCAAGAGAAUUGGUCCACCUAUCCCUGAGAAUGCAGAUGAUGAUGCCGUUUUAGAUACCAUCAAGGGUCAAUUCGCUGUCAGAGAAUUUGCAUCUUUACUUCUACAGCACGUCAUCGACUCGUUCGGCUCUUCCUACUCCACACUCAAACCAAGAGUGACAAGAACGCUUCUCAGAGCAUUGCUCGACUCCUCUAAACCUUUAGGUACUCACUAUGGUGCACUCCUUGGAAUCGAGAAGUUGGGUCACGAAGUAAUCAAGCUUGUUUUGGUGGGAAAUGUCAAGAUGUGGUACAAACAAGUUGUUGAAGAUAGUUCUAGGCGUGACGUGGAAACCAACAUUCUUAAGCAGAAAGUCCUUGACGUCCUUGAAAAACUAAAGAUUGAGGACCGUAUCGAGAAUGUUGAUGACAAGAUGGAUGUCGAUUCGCUGGAUGUUAGUGAGGAGAUCAAAGAGAAGUUGAAGGAAAGAAUCGGCCAACCGUUGGCAGAAGAGCUUUUGGCUAAGCCUGAUGCUAAGAGCAUUUGCCGUGGUAUUUUUAUUGGUGAGGCUAAUGUAUAA